UAUAUUUAUGCUUUUCCUGUCUGUGACAUAAAAUAUGUUAUGUUAGCAAAGAAUUGUUGCACAAUAUAUUUUUUUCAUCGAGGGGUUUAGGUUCUCGUGUGGGAGGCGUUUCGGUGGUCUCGAGUGUCUGCAAACCAUAACUGUAGGCAGUGUUAUUGGAUUCCAAAUGUAGUUACACACUGUUCUUUCUUAUUGGUGUUGCAGUGUUUAACUUUUCUGAAAAGCAAUGCAUUUAUUCAAAAUAGGACGAGUAAUUCGUUAUUAUUAGUUAGUACCAGUUAUUCUCCUUCAAAUGCAGUCAUAGGUAGGCCUAUAUAAUUCGUGAGAUAUCUAAUAGAUCAUUGUUUUAUACCUAAUAUUUGCAGACAACUAUAAUUAAUGUCGGUCCAGCUAGCCCAAUCAAAACUCCAUUAAAUGAUUGUAUUGCCUAGGCCUACUUUGUCCAAUGACUGAAUAAAAAGUGAGCAUUGUCGUGAUGAAAACGACUCCCACUGCAUUCUCGAAUUUCACCUAUAGUCAGUGACAUGAAUCUUUGCCUAAAUUAUCUUCAUUGUUGACGUUGUGAAAUCAUUUUAUGGUCAUCUGUAGAUAUUUUUGGGAUAUAUAAUGCACAACGUUUGGAGCUAAAUUGUGUGACAUGCGGUAGCCUACCGCACGCGACAAAUCAACGAUUUAUGUUAUCGGAUCAGGAUGCAAUAAUGUGUAGCCUACAUGUAUUGCGGAUGUAGCUCUCAUUGGCAUACAGGUAGUGAUGUGGCUGAGGUUACGGCGGAGGGAUAUUCUUUCUGUACGACAAAGAGAUACGAUAAAUCGGGAGAGAGAGAACCAUGAAUAGUGUGUGAGGCGAGAUGUAUGUCACAUAGUAGGCCUAAUGGACUUAUUUGUAUAAAACACGAAAUUUAACCCCAAAUAUAAUAACGUUAGGAUCAAUCACUGAACACUUCAACGGAAUUAAACUCUGGGAGAACAUGGAGAAGAAACGGUGGGAUUGCUCGGCUCUCCCCAAGGGCUGGCAAAUUGAAGAAGUGACCAGAAAGUCGGGUUUGUCUGCGGGGAAAAGCGAUGUCUAUUAUUAUAGCCGAGGUAAGGAAGAAGAAGAAGAGGAGGAGGAGGAGGAGCAGAGGCGAGAAAGGGGGGAGGCGGGUCGGUUGUAUAGUUUGUGUCCAACCGGGAAGAAGUUUCGGAGCAAGCCUCAGCUGGCUCGUUACCUUGGCAACCAGAUGGACCUCAGCUCCUUCGACUUCCGCACGGGGAAGAUGCUCAUGAGUAAACUGAACAAGAACAGGCAGAGGCUGCGCUAUGACAACAACAAUCAGACCAAGGGCAAGCCAGACCUGAACACCUCACUUCCCGUCAGACAGACUGCUUCCAUCUUUAAGCAGCCUGUCACCAAGGUUACCAACCACCCCAGCAACAAAGUCAAGACCGAUCCACAGAAAGCCGUGGACCAGCCAAAACAGCUUUUCUGGGAGAAGAAGCUUGGUGGUCUCAAUGCAUUUGACAUCGCAGAGGAGCUAGUGAAGACAAUGGACCUGCCUAAAGGUCUGCAAGGAGUUGGACCUGGAUGUACAGACAAGACUCUACUGUCAGCGAUAGCCAGCGCCCUGCACACUAGUGCAGCCCCCAUCACAGGUCAGCUGUCUGCAGCCGUGGAAAAGAACCCAGGGGUGUGGCUCAACACGACCCAGCCCCUCUGCAAGGCUUUCAUAGUUACAGACGAGGACAUCAGGAAGCAGGAAGAGCUGGUGUACAGUGUGAGGAAGAAGCUGGAGGAGGCUCUAAUGGCGGACAUGUUGGCUCAUGUGCAGGAAGCAGCCAGCGAGGGUGACUCACUCAAUGAAGGCAAUGAUGACAUGGAGACUGUAUAGCAGAGGGAGUCAAUGCUGAGACCAAGGUCUCUUUCCAGAUGAUGUAUGUUUAGCACAACAAUACACAUGAAAAUACAAUCAAAAUCCUAUUUUUCGAGAGUGUCGGGUCUCCAUCUCUUCUAGUCUUCUCAUUUUGAGAAUGGACACUAUUUGGUUUAAAGGACCUUUAAAGUGCGCAGACGGCAAGCCUCCUGUUGUUGAAAGUACAUACGCUGCUGCUGCUGCUACUGUUUAUUAUCUAUCCUGUUGCCUAGUCACUUUACCUAUAUGUACAUAUCUACUGCCAUUACCUCAUACCCCUGCACAUCGACUCGGUACUGGAACCUCGUGUAUAUAUCCAAGUUACCGUAACUCAUUGUGUAUUUAUUCCUCAACUUUUAUCUCUGCGUUGUUGGGAAGUAAUCAUUUCACUGUAGGUCUACACCUGGACACAAUUGUAUUUGAUUUGUAAAAUGAGAGGGUUGUUCAGGCUUUUACAGCAUUUAUGGGCUCCCCCCAGUUUCUCAACAGAUGUCAGUAUUUUAAAUUCAGAGCUGCAAAUCAUGCCACCCAAGGGAUAUGAUAUGACACAUUUAUAAUUUGAUUUGCCAUCAGUAUUUGUUUAGCUAUUUCAACAAACGUCUGUCUUCAUCCUCUCUUCCAGGGAGAUGGGGAGUUAUAUAGUAGUCUGGAUGGGUUUCUCAACUCCUUGUCAAAUGACAAUGAAACCAGGAACCCUGUACCAAUCCAACCAAAAGAACUGCCCACUUUCUGCCCAUCCCCUUCCACGUGCUGCCCCUCUGAAGCUUUGCCUACCUAAUGUCCACCUCGCCCACUGUUUAGCCUCUUCUGGCUCCAGCCCUAUGAAAGUACUUGGACUCAGGAAUUCUGAAUCAAAUGGAUUAGUAGCUAAAUUAGCUUUUUUUUUUAAAGAUAGCAUCAAAUACAAUGUUGGCAGGGCAGAGUGAAAGAGAUCGGUCUCGUACACUAUGAUGAAUUCAGUGUUCAAUGAUGUAGUCUUUUUUUUUUGUAAGACAUUUUAUGUAUUUGCUGAAUGUGAGUUAUAUAUUGUGACGAUCAUGCCAUUGUUAACCCAACCCAAAACAUGUUUUAAAUUCAUUGGGAUAUUUUGAAUUAGAAGUGAAUUCUGUUUUUUCCAUGGGUCUCUAAUGCACUCCAUGGGGAUAGAUGGACCAUAUUUUAAAGGUACUUUGGCUUAUUUUAUAGGGCUAUGUGAGAGAGGCUUUGGUGAGAGGGAACAAGAUACUUGCCUAAAUGAUGAUAAUGCAGCAGGUAGCCUAGGGGUUAAGGGCGUUGGGCCAGUAACCGAGAGGUCACUGGUUCAAAUCCGUGAGCCAAUGAAAAAUCUUUCCAUGUGCCCUUGAGCAAGGCAGUUGCUCUGGAUAAGUGUCAGCUAAAUGACUAACAUGUCAAUUAUGCACUCUAAAUUCUAACGCUUGUGUUAGUCACAGGAGAGUCUUAGUGAAAAAUCAUUGGAUCAUGUUCUCAAGAAAAUAUCCUUAUUGUUGUAAGUAAGUCCAUAUAAACCCCUUACCCAGUACUUAUGAGUCAGGCCAUACUGUACUUAGUUAUAAUGGGUACAACAGUUAUGAGUCAGGCCAUACUGUACUUAGUUAUAAUGGGUACAACGGUUAUGAGUCAGGCCAUACUGUACUUAGUUAUAAUGGGUACAACAGUUAUGAGUCAGGCCAUACUGUACUUAGUUAUAAUGGGUACAACGGUUAUGAGUCAAGCCAUACUGUACUUAGUUAUAAUGGGUACAACAGUUAUGAGUCAGGCCAUACUGUACUUAGUUAUAAUGGGUACAACAGUUAUGAGUCAGGCCAUACUGUACUUAGUUAUAAUGGGUACAACAGUUAUGAGUCAGGCCAUACUGUACUUAGUUAUAAUGGGUACAACAGUUAUGUAGAAGUCACAUGGACCCUCUGCUACAUGUUGUAGAUUUUAUUACUUUUUAAAACUCCCUGUAUAGGACUCACUGAAGUUGUUGGUUUAACGUUGGUGUUUCUAGCCAAUGCACAUUUUUCCCAUGGCCAUGACUUCAGUCAACAUGUUUUAAAAAUGUUUCCAAUAAUGUGUCAAUGCCACCACAACACAUGCUGCCUCCUUGUUAUCUCGUUCACUGGGUGCCAGACAGUAAGCUAAUCAUAUUUUGUUUGAAUAAAGGUGAAGAUUCUCAGUGUUGAGAAAAUGAAUUGCGCUUUGAACAUUUACCUACAUUUCUCAAAGUUUGAUGUAUGUAUGAAAUGUCAAGCUCAAUGAGAUCCCUAUCCCACAUCAGCAGGCUGACUGCUGAACUGAAUUGGAUUGUGUUACUGAAUAAAAUGGAUCUGUAUUUCAACAGUA
This is a messenger RNA of Salvelinus fontinalis (brook trout), 4214 nucleotides long. RefSeq names its product methyl-CpG binding domain protein 3b (gene mbd3b). The transcript is spliced from 8 exons. Lineage: Eukaryota; Metazoa; Chordata; Actinopteri; Salmoniformes; Salmonidae. The record is from RefSeq and is a predicted model, not a curated record. Gene Ontology annotation, molecular function: DNA binding. The coding region runs from base 969 to 1868 and encodes 299 amino acids.